AUGAAUCAAUCAUACCCCCAGCAGCCUCAAUACGCCCACUACCCUCCGGCGCCGCAGACCUACUCGCCUCCUCCGCAGCAGGAGCUGGGUAGUCAGGCCAGCCGCUAUCAAACAUACAACGAUUUCAACCAGUCCCAGUACAACCAGACGUACUCGAGGGACGGACAAGCUUCUGCCGGCGCCGGGUCGAAGAGGGCAAAGUUGUUCAGUCUGGAGUUCGUAUCGACGAAAUGGCCGCGCAUAUUCAUGCUUGUUGUCAGCCUCCAGGCCAUUCUGUGUCUGGCGUUUGAAGCGUACGUCUUCGGCCGAUUCCAAACGAACCUUGGGCCGUACGUCAAGGAUAACACCAAGGCCGACGCGCAAUACAAAACGAUCCCCACGUUCCUUACUCUUUUCAUUUUCGGUUUCUUGUACGAACUAGUCAUUGUAUGGGACGCUCUUCGUAUGAAGAACACCAUCCAGGUCAUCGGCGUGUGUAUUUCUAACUUGGCCCUGCUCAUCUACACGGCCAUCCAAGUCGAGCAAAUCUUGGAAGCCUUGGACAUUUUGGGUGAUUUCCCUGGCGCCCUCAAAGCCCCCGCCGAUGAGAUCUGGGAUGAUAUCCGACCUUUCCUGGUCGCGAUUCCCUGCAUUAUUGCGGCCACCACUAUUGCUAUGUGCUUCGCAGCCUGGAAGCUGUACCAGCAGUUCGCUUGGGAUAUUCUGAAGCACAUCGGCGCCGACUACAGGAUGAAAAAGAGGUUCCUACACUACCAGAUUUACAUCGCGCUGCUCAAGUUCGAUUUCUUCUUCUUCCUCGGCUUCAUGGUUCAGUUCCUUGUUGUCGUUAACGACCAAACCGAUGACCCGGAGUUUGGCCUUACCAUCGCCGUUAUUCCUAUUACGAUCUUUAUUCUGCUACUCGCCGCCUGGUCUGCCCGACGCGAGAACAAGUGGGGCAUGCUCUUCACUAUCGUCUGCUACCUCGGCGCCCUCACGUACUUUAUCUUCAAACUUGUCCGAAUCUAUCAAGCUCGCACUCAGGCUACGUAUCGACCUGUGCGAAAGUCUCUUACCGCCUUCUCCGUCAUCACCAUUCUCCUCAUUCUUCUAACCAUUGCCAAUGCCAUCAUCUGCAUGAGGAACUUUGGUGCUGGCCUGAAGGAUCACCUGACAUCGUCGUCCCGGCGAGACGAGGAGAAGCCCGACCUAAACUCGAUCAACCUGAAUGAUCUCAAACAACCUCAGGUUCCCAGCAGAAUGACUAUUGACUAA
Scedosporium apiospermum is the source of this 1254-nucleotide messenger RNA. RefSeq lists its product as uncharacterized. The record is from RefSeq and is a predicted model, not a curated record. NCBI's taxonomy places the organism in Eukaryota, Fungi, Ascomycota, Sordariomycetes, Microascales, Microascaceae. The transcript is spliced from 3 exons. Gene Ontology annotation, cellular component: Golgi apparatus. The coding region runs from base 1 to 1254 and encodes 417 amino acids.